Leopardus geoffroyi (Geoffroy's cat) is the source of this 3601-nucleotide messenger RNA. RefSeq names its product adaptor related protein complex 1 subunit sigma 2 (gene AP1S2). The record is from RefSeq and is a predicted model, not a curated record. Gene Ontology annotation, biological process: intracellular protein transport; vesicle-mediated transport. Gene Ontology annotation, molecular function: clathrin-cargo adaptor activity. Gene Ontology annotation, cellular component: intracellular membrane-bounded organelle; AP-1 adaptor complex; membrane coat. Lineage: Eukaryota; Metazoa; Chordata; Mammalia; Carnivora; Felidae. The transcript has 5 exons. The coding region runs from base 190 to 672 and encodes 160 amino acids.
CGGGGUCUGUCGGCUCGCCCUCCCCUCGCCGCCUAAGCCUUCCCUCUGCCAACUGGGUCUCCUCCCCGCGGCAACACGGCUUCUCUUCCUCAGCUCGGCGACAGGGGCUUCCCCUCAGCCGCCGCCGCCGCCGCCCCCGUCGCAGCCGCCGCCGGCCGAGCCACGCCGUGCCCGCGGCCCGCGGCCGCCAUGCAGUUUAUGUUGCUUUUUAGUCGUCAGGGAAAGCUUCGACUGCAGAAAUGGUAUGUCCCACUGUCAGACAAAGAAAAGAAAAAGAUCACAAGAGAACUUGUUCAAACCGUUUUAGCACGGAAACCGAAAAUGUGCAGCUUUCUUGAGUGGCGAGAUCUGAAGAUUGUUUACAAAAGAUAUGCUAGUCUGUAUUUUUGCUGUGCUAUCGAGGAUCAGGACAAUGAGCUAAUUACCCUGGAAAUAAUUCAUCGUUAUGUGGAAUUACUUGACAAGUAUUUUGGCAGUGUGUGUGAACUUGAUAUCAUCUUUAAUUUUGAGAAGGCUUAUUUUAUUUUGGAUGAGUUUCUUUUGGGAGGGGAAGUUCAGGAAACAUCCAAGAAAAAUGUCCUUAAAGCAAUUGAGCAGGCUGAUCUACUGCAGGAGAAAACAGAGAAUAUGUAUCACAGCAAGAGUUUCAUUGGGUGUAAGAGAGCGUACUAGAAUACGUGCUGGAGUUCUGACACGCAUCAAAAUGUAGUAGGACCUAUGAAUUCAGUUUGGUUUUUGUCAAGUUUGUUAUUUAUAUUUUAGUAUUACCUGAUAAGUCUGAUUCCAUUAAAUCUUAAGGGAUAGUCCCAAUACUUCGUUUAACUGCUAUUUUCAUAGGGAAUUUUACUCUGCUAGUCAUUCAUCGUUGGGACUUAGAAUUUUUUUUUUUUUUUACACAGAAUAUUGAAAUAGGUUCAGAGGUUCUUUGACAAAAAAGUAUUAGUAAAUACUGUGAAGUGCUAAUGUCACUGAUAACAGAAAUAGAAUUCCCCUAUGCAAAUGAGAGCUUCCAUAAGAACACGAAGCAUUUGGGGUUUAUUACAUUAUUUUAACUUGCUGGUUCAUUCCACUGUAUUGAGUGAGGAAGAAGGCACAACUGUCUCUUGAAAGUGUUUAAGAAUUAUCUGAGGAUUAAAAUUUAACUGGUGCUUCUCAGAUACUUUUAUAUUUAAUGGUUCUCGUAUGAGAGAUCUGUCACAUAUUUGAACAGUUUACAUGACUUUGUAGCCUAACAUUUCAAAAUGCCGAAUUUAAUAUUAAAAUGAGGAUAUUUUAGAAGCACUCAAAUGAGCAAUUUUAAACUUUGAAUCACAAGCCUUUUGGCAGGGGUAAAAUCCCUUUGAGAGUCUAAAGAGCCCUGGGCCCUCUUCUCAGGAAAAUCUGCACAGAAUUUUGCCUCUAGUUUUAAGGGGUUUGUGGAGUCCCUAGAAAUCCAUCUCUGGACACUCUAGGCUCAGUUUAAAACCUCACCUCAGGUUACCUCGUUGACAUGAGAAACUUCUAUUUACAUAAAUUUGUAGGCGUAGACAGUUGACAUCUUUUUGGAGAUUUCUUUAUAAUCUAUCUUGAGGAUUAUUUAAAAAGUAAUAUCCUCAGUCUUAAAGGCAUUGUCUUUGGAGUUUUUGUUGUUGUUUUUGUUUUCUUUUUGUUCUGUUUUUUUAAAGCUAAGUGAACCAUUAAAAACCUCCAUUGCUACUUAAAAUACCAAAUGGGUGACUGCUUUUCCACUACUUCUUGGGAAAGAUUUUCCUUUAGGAUCUGUAAAAGAGUUUAUGGUCACCUUAGGAUGUAACGAUUUUCAUUAACGGAUUAAAUUCCUUUACUUUGUGUAAUAAAAUCCUGACAUACUUGAAGACUGGCGGGAGGUAGUGUUCUAAUUGAACUUUCAGUUAACUCAGUACUGACCAGAUGACUUUACACUGAAAAUCUUUUCAGCCUGUUAGUAAACACAGUGCUUUUGGAUUUUGUAGGACAUAGAUCAUUUUGAUUAUCAUUAUAUGAGGUUUUUAAAAGAGGAAUCUGAACUCCUUUAGCACUGUUUAUAAGCUAAAUAUUCAGCCAUAGACCAAAGAACAAAAACAAAAAUUUAAGUUUCCAUUUUCUUUACUGUGCAGUAAACAUUCUAGAAAUCUGAUUGUGUCUCUCAGUUUGUAUACUGUAUAAGAAUAUAUGCAUUUCUUUUGUAGCCACGUCAUGAAUAUUUUAAUGUCCCUGUGUACUAAAUGACUACUCAUCGUGUAUGCAGAAUUGCACAGAGGAAAUAGAGAGCUGAUAUACUUAUGAAAGAAAAUGCCCUCAGCUUGGUGACUGAUUAUCUUGUAUAAUCAUUUCAGAAUCAAUACCUUCACCAUUGUAAUUUUUUUUUUCCUGUCGUCAUUUCUCUGUUUAAUUUUCAUUCUAUAUAUGAUCUUGAUAUAGUUUAUUCCUGCUCUCAACUGGUUUAAUUUCUUCUUGCAAUAUGGCCUAUGAAUGUUUUGAGUAGUAUUUCACCUUAAACACGUACAUGAUUCAUCUUGUAAGAGGAAACGUUAGCAAUCGUUAAAGUUUUUACCAAAGAGCAUAUAGCAGAAGUGCUACAGCAGAAUAAACAGUGUCGUAACAUACAGUGUGACUUGGUCUUCAGAUGUUGGGGGAGAAAAGAAAUUCUAUUUAGUGUGACUGUAUUACAGCUCUCUGUGAGCUAAUGUAUUCUAACGUAUCACAUAAAAGUAUAUUUGGAAAUAAUUCAAGAAAGUAAAAUCUGUACUAUUACAUAAUAUUUAAGGGUGAAACAUUCACAGUUCUUAAGUUUGUAAUGCCAUGUAUAUCGGAUCACAUUUGUGCCACACAAUAUUGAACAGUCCCUUUAAGAAUGAUCAGAAAACUGUGUUAGAAGUCUCUUCUACAGUAUCUGUUGUUUAAUAGGAAAUAACCUUUUCAAAAUGUUAAUACUGAGUUUGUUUGUAUAGUUAAAAUCCUAAGACAGUUUAAAUACUAGUAUUUUACUAGUGAUGGUUUUAUAAUAGAUUAAGUCUUCAUUUAAAUACUUAAUGAUUUGUUAACUAUAGUUUUAUAUUCUAAAUAUUAAGACUUAAUAUUGAUUACGGUGUAUAGUUUUAAAACGUGCAACUUAUUAUAAAAGGAAAAGUAUCCAAUAAUUCAUUGCUUAUAUGUAGAGAGUUUAAAGCCUGAUUAAGUAAGCUAUCAUUAAACCAAUUCAAAAGAUGCUCAAACAGGUUUACCACUGAAAGACGACCUAUGAGAGUGUCUAUUAGGCCGGUAUGCAGACCAGUUCUUUCCAUUCUCGCUGUACUGCAUGACAUUUGAAGCACCUGGACGGGCUAUCAAAUGAGAAACUUAGCAUUAUACCUUGAAAGCAUUGGGAGACACUGGUCUUUCAUUUCCAUUUUUGUCCUCUGCCCCUCCCCCAACCCUGCAAUAUGUUAUUCAUCUGGUUUUAAUGCUGAAUAUGCAUUGUCUCAUGCCUGUUUGCUUUGGAUGCUGUGUGCUGAGCUGUAACAAGAUGUUGCUUCUUUUGUUAUUUGUAUACAGCUGCUUGCUUUAAAUUAGUAGAUUCUGAAAUCGCUUUUCUUGCACGUCUAAAAUAAAAGUAUUGCAUGUA